Messenger RNA from Cinara cedri, 4635 nucleotides. NCBI's taxonomy places the organism in Eukaryota, Metazoa, Arthropoda, Insecta, Hemiptera, Aphididae. The record is from the annotation of a GenBank genome assembly.
AUGGACCUGAUGAAAAUCAGCGUCAUGUUCUACAUCUCGUUAUUUUCAAUACUCGUUCAGUAUUCGGAUUGUACUACGCACCCCAGAGUCAAAAUGUACGGGCCCAAAGGAGCGGUCAUCGAUCGUCGGGAACCUGCAGAAAUGACAACUGAACCGAAUGUGAUCGACGAAAUAGUAAACCCCAUUCCGCAGCCUACAGGAGGGCUUUUGGACGAACCUAGUUGUCACGAAUUGCUUCUCAUGUGGCGCAUUUCUCAACGGCAAUUGGCACAAUCCACUAAUAAUAAUAUUAUACCGAUAAGUUAUGAUCCGUUUGAAUAUAGUACAUGGGAAGAUUAUGUUAAACCGAGGUACAUAAACAGACACAACUCAUUUUUAUAUGAACGAUUUCUACCGGACAGGUAAUUAUUUUAUUUAGCUAAAAAAAAAAAAAAAAAACACCCGUGAGCAGCAGAGCUCCGUCUCUAGAUUCGAACUGAAUUGUUACGGUAAUAAUAUUUUAUUAUUAUUAUAAUUUUUUUUCGAAUUGAUCUAUAAUAAUUAUGAUUGCUAAAAUUGCUCACUGGUGUAAAUAAUAAUAUUAUAUAACAUAUCAUGUAAAUAAUUAGUAAUUAUUAAUUACGUAAGUAAGUACACAUUAUAAUAUAUGUACUUAAUUAAAUUAAAUUUGUAUUGACUAGACCCCCAUUAUCCACGUCUAUCCCUAUUCCUGUUCUAUUCACGGGCAUCUACCCUUCGUCCUUUUCAGGUAUUAAAAGUAUUCUUUAAACUUUCAUCCUUUGACAAUAAUAAUAUUUAUGUAUACAAAUUUUAACCCCGUUACUUACUUUAAUGAAUCUGUCGGUGUAUUUAAAACUCAGUAUUUUCUGUGAAACAAUGACAUUUGAGUAUAAAAUAGUUGAGGAGAGGGUUGUAAAUUGAAACCAUCAAAAGGCACAUCCUUGAUAUUUACACCAUGCAUAAACAAAAAUUUAAUUCAUCUGGUUUCAUUUGAAGGGUCCUUAUAUAAGGCCAAACAAAUAUAAACCUGCAACAAUAAGGUUCAUAUUGAAAUUCAGCCAAAGUAUUAUCACUUAAAUCCACCUAUAAAAAAAACUCUAAUUCCUGAAUUUGAGUUCAUUAAGUCUAGAACAUUUAGAGUGAGCUGCGAAAAAUUGUCCAAAAAUAGAGGGGAAAAGAUGGGAAAAGAUUGCGUAUUAGGUAUUAAAAAACUUAAUUUUAUUUAGCAGAACUAUAACUAUAUUAGUUACCUAACUGCAAAAUACUGUUUCGACGAUUAGUUUUUAUUCUUUUAAGGCUAAAAAACAUUAUUUCUGAUGUACUUGUAAAAACGGUAUUUCAAAAAUGAAUUGUACAUUAGGAAAAAUAUCGGUAUUACAGUCUUUUAAAAUUUCAAUUCCGGUAUUUUGAAAUAUUAUUUAUUGCAUGUGCUCCAGUCUUGAAUAACAAUACAAUAACAAUGGUUUUACCUGCACUACCCACCCACCUUUCGUGUCCGAUUUAUAUUAUCUCAAUCUGCAGUUCAGUCAGAGCAAUAACGGUAAUAAAAAAAUAAGUGAGAAGUUGGAAAAGUAGAGGGGAACUUUAAUGUAUAUCUGUACGCAACGAUUAACCAUUGCUAACGAAAAAUGAUUCUGAGCGGAGUUCGGUUAUCAGUGUUGCUUUGUCAACCAUAUAUAUAUAUAUAUAUAUAUAUAUAUAUAUAUGUCAUAUUAUGUUAAAAUAAUUAUAUUUUCUUCAAUAAUUUUUGAUUAAUAUUAUAUAUUUUCCCGUUUUCCCUACGUUUUUUCCCCGGUUUUUCCCAUUUAUUAUGAAAACGGCCGGAAAAAUGACAUCCUUAAAGUACAACCUCAGUCAAAUUUCCUUUUAGAAACAGUGCUAUUAUUGUAAAUCGGAGCACAAUUGCUAGUGGUAAAGUUGUUCAAAGAGAAAAAAAUAUAAAAAAAUAAACAUCGUUGUAAAAACAAUACAUUCCUCGCUAUGAUCAGAAUCUAACAUGUACCAACUUCAAUCAAAUCAUUUAUUUCCCCGGGGUUCAUUCGUUUACUUCUCGUCUGGUGCCCAGUUCAUGCACAGAAACAAUUAUUUUCCUGACGUGCUUUGAAGUCGAUCCGACAACUCGGUGGGGAGAAAAAAUGUUUUAAAAAAGCAGGUAAUACCGUGGGCGUUUAAUUAAAUUAUUCUCAAAAGUUUUUGUAGCUUUAAAAUAAUUAAAUUUUAAUGCCAUUAUAAAAUUUUAUUUUGUCGUAAAUUAUCGAUAAAAUGUUUAAUGGACUCUUUAAUAAUAUAAUUAUUAUAAAUAAAUUAUUAAGAAAACUGUGAAAUAAGGAAUCGAUAAAAGUACAUAUUAUUAUACUAUAAUAAUUAUAAUCACUAGAAACUAUAGACAGUAAUACACUAUAGACACCGGAAAGAAUAUUUCAUAGCCUUAAAAGAAUAAAAACUAAUCGUCGAAACAGUAUUUCGUGGUUAGGUACACUACACACGCAUUUUUUGUUUCCAUCUUACGAAUGCAUGACAUAACAAAUUUGCGUUCAGUAGUGCCGAUUUUGUAAUUUUCGUGAAUUGGCCAAUUAUCAAAUGUCAAUAAAGAGAAGAAUAUUAUCAGUUUUUUGUUUUGUACUUUUGUUUCUUCGAUAAUUUAGUUUUCAACCGAGUACAAGCAUUUUUAUAUUGUGAUAUUACAAACAUUAAAAUAACGAAAAUAACCAACGCAGAGUCUAUUUUCUGUAAUUUUCCGUACUAUACAAAAUUGUACGUAUUAAAAGGAGAAAAAUCGAUCUCAUGUCUGUAGUGUAUCAUAUAAUUUAUAUCUAAAUGCGAUACUUGAUAAAGUGCAUGCCGGGCGGUUGUUAUUAUUAUAUUAUUAUUAUUAUUAUCUGCGGUGUGUGGUAUUGUCACUCGCUCGCCUGCGGUCAGUCAUUGCGCCCUGUCUCCGUACUUUCAUUUGUGCUUGAAUACUAUAUCGGCUAUGCAUCAUUUUGUUAAUAUUAAUCUUCUCAUUUACACCUAAUAAGUUCCUACAUAGCAGAUACAACAAUGUUAUUUUUACCAUUUGAGCAAUAUAUUUUCUGCUGUAAAACUGCAUAAGUUGCACAAAUUAAAAACAAUGAAAUCGGUAACGCCGUAAAUAUUUGCCGUUUACCUAUUAUAUUCUUUCGGAUUUUUCCAAAUUAUUUCGAAAACCCCUUGGAAAAUCAAAAAAAAUGCUCUUUUAAUACACCAAUUAGACACAAUUUUCGUUCAGAAAAGAUAAUAGUAUAAUGAUACUCUAUACAUCGGAGCAAGAUUUCUUUUCAAAAACUUGUUUACAAUCAGGAAGAAAAAUACAUCAUAGUAAAACUAACAAUAAAAUGUGUUCUCCCCUUAGAUACUAUAAAUUGGAUAUUAUGCCAAUUAAUUUUAAUAUUAAAAUUAACAGCAUAUUUUUGAUCUGCUGAACCCAGACUUGUUAAUUCCGUGCGUUUGUAAGACCAGCGACCAGAGUAAAAUAUACUCUAAAUCUAAAUUCUGAAGAUUUUAAUAUUUAUAAUAUAAUACUUUGUAUAAGGUAUAUUUGUACAAUUGAAAUGAAAUACAUGUAUUGUUACGAUGACUAUCAAAGUGUACAACGAAAGACAGUGACGUGGCGUGCAUAGUAAUUUUACUAUAUCAAACCUUAGGCAACGUGUUAAAAAAUUACUCAAAUCUACCACACCGUUUUCUCUCCCCUUCAGCUACACAUAUGUUUAUAAUAUUUAUACAGCUAGUGUUUAUAGCACUCUAAGGCUAAACAGUUCCGUAAGGGAAACGGUUGCUCGUCCCCGAUAAAUAUAAAAAUACCUUACACAUACCCAGUUGUGGUUUAAGGGAGGGGGUCCAGGGGUUCUGCUCACUCCGCAGACUUCGAGUAUUAUAGUUUUUAAAAUUAAACUUUAUUUUUUAUUAAAACAAAGAUACAUUUAUGUAGAUAAGAAAACAAAUAAUAUGUAAAUUAAUGAAAAUAAAUUAAUAGAUAUUGGGAAAUAUUUUUUGUAAGUUAAUACCAAAGGAACCCCCCCGCCCCGAUCAGAAAAAAAAAACAAAAAAAGUUCAAAAACCUCAUCUGCGCAUACCUAUAAAUAUUGUGAUAAAUUAUUAUUGAAAAAAUUCUUUGAGUCGGGUUCAUUGUUCGAUAUUUUUAAAAAAAUAUUAUUCAUUUUCAGAAUUUAUUAUAACAUGUACAGACAACUGAUGCCGUAUGAAAAAAUCGCACGUAUGACAACCACUACAAGAUCAAUCGUGGACGAUCCAUUGCCGAGGAAAGCUACGAAACUAUUCCGUCUUGAUUAUCCCCCUUCCACGAACAAAUUGCCCAUUCGUCCCACUUCCAAAGAUAAGUUCAGAGAGCUGAAAGAUCUAAUGCGCCACGACAAGGCUAUGGGAACAGGCGUAGACAACAAUGGCGAAGCGUUCGCUGUGAUUUCCACCCCGAAAAUCUCUUCUAACGACACUGGGAAAAAACGACCUGGCUAUUACGAGUCAAUGAUGACACGCCCUAGACACUUUUCGCAAGUCCAUCACAUGAACAAGUUCAAACCGAGUCAUGAGGAGAUCAAUAACAGUUUGGCAGCAACAAUUCCUGUCCCGCAUGUAAUUAUAGUUCUGUUCUUUUAA